Messenger RNA from Staurois parvus, 2304 nucleotides. The record is from the annotation of a GenBank genome assembly. NCBI's taxonomy places the organism in Eukaryota, Metazoa, Chordata, Amphibia, Anura, Ranidae.
AUGGCGACGGACAGCCCAGAGUCUUUGAUGACCAUCUGUACUGAUUUCUGCCUCCGAAACCUAAAGGGGACCUUGUGCUACCUCUUAGACAAUGAAGUCCUGAAGCUACAUCCAGAUAUCUUCUUACCAAGCGAGAUCUGUGACCGGCUGGUGAAUGAGUACAUCGAGUUGGUGAAUGCAGACAGCGGUUUUGAGCCACAUGAAAGUUUUUUUACCUUGUUCUCAGAACCACAGAGCACAAGACUCACCCGUUUACAUCUGAGGGAGGACAUUGUGCAGGAUCAGGACCUAGAAGCCAUCUGUAAACAAGACCUUGUAGAACUGUAUCUUACAAACUGUGAGAGGUUAACAGCUAAGAGCCUGCAGACCCUGUCCCACUUUAAAUCCACUCUGGUGUCCCUCAGCCUUUUUGGCUGCAGCAACAUCUUCUACGAAGAGGAGAACCUAGGCCGAUACAAUGAUACCGACUGCCUGGUGAACCCUAGUCGCCAGAUCCUAUCCCGGGACUUUAGUUUUCAGGGAUUCCACCAUCUCCGCUUUCUCAAUCUUGGCUGUAUCACCAAAGGUGUAGAUGUGGAAAUGAUGGUGCGCCCACUGGUCUGUUUAAAGGCUUUAAAUCUAUCAGGUAUUCAGAUGAAUGACAUCAGUUUUCUGACUCAGUGGAAGGACACAAUGGUUUCUCUUGUCUUGUACAACAUGGACCUCUCUGAGGAGCACAUACGAGUAAUUGUGCAACUGCAUAAACUUCGGCACCUGGAUAUUUCCCGUGAUAGACUAUCAAGCUAUUACAAGUUCAAACUCACUCGCAAGGUGCUAAGCCUAUUUGUGCAAAAUCUUGAAGAUCUUGUAUCGUUGGACAUCUCUGGUCACAUGAUGUUGGAGAACUGUGCUGUUUCCAAGAUGGAUGAUGAGUUAGGCCCUUCCAGCACUGACCCCAGCAAGAGCAGUAUCACUCCAUUCCGCUGUCUGAAGAAGCCUCUGCAGUUCUUGGGCCUCUUUGAAACUUCUCUCUGCCGCCUGACUCACAUCCCAGCUUACAAGGUGAGUGGAGAUAAAAAUGAGGAGCAGGUUCUCAAUGCCAUAGAAGCAUACACUGAGCAUCGCCCUGAGAUCACCUCUCGUGCCAUAAAUCUGCUGUUCGAUAUUGCUCGUAUUGAACGUUGCAACCAGCCACUGAGGGCCCUGCAGCUGGUAAUUGCUGCCCUCAAAUGUCACAAGUAUGACAAAACAAUUCAGGUGACAGGAAGUGCCGCCUUAUUCUACCUUACAAACUCUGACUACCGUAGUGAACAGAGCGUUCGGCUCCGGCGGCAGGUCAUCCAGGUGGUGUUAAAUGGCAUGGAGUCUUACCAGGAAGUAACGGUGCAGAGAAACUGCUGUCUCACGCUGUGUAACUUUGGCAUCCCAGAAGAGCUAGAAUUCCAGUAUCAUCGGGUGAAUGAACUUCUUCUAAACAUUCUGAUCCCAACUCGUCAGGAUGAAUCCAUCCAACGCAUUGCCGUGCACCUGUGUAACGCUCUGGUCUGCCAGGUGGAUAAUGACCACAAGGAGGCAGUGGGGAAGAUGGGCUUUGUCAUGACUAUGCUGAAGUUGAUUCAGAAGAAGCUGCAAGACAAAACUUGUGACCAAGUGAUGGAAUUUUCCUGGAGUGCGCUGUGGAACAUCACCGAUGAGACUCCAGAUAACUGCGAGAUGUUCCUCAACUACAGUGGCAUGAAGCUGUUUCUAGACUGCCUGAGGGAAUUUCCAGAGAAGCAGGAACUUCAUCGCAACAUGUUGGGGCUUCUGGGAAAUGUGGCAGAGGUGCGCGAACUGCGACCACAGCUGAUGACAUCACAGUUUAUUACCGUUUUCAGCAACCUCCUGGACAGCAAAGCAGAUGGGAUUGAAGUGUCGUAUAAUGCCUGCGGGGUGCUUUCACACAUCAUGUUUGACGGCCCAGAAGCCUGGUUCAUUUUGGAGCCAUCGCGACAAGAGGUUGAGGAACGCAUGUGGAGAGCUAUCCAGAGCUGGGAUAUUAGCUCCAGAAGAAAUAUUAACUACCGGUCAUUUGAGCCAAUUCUUCGUCUUCUGCCCCAGAACGUUUCAACUGUCAGCCAACACUGGGCAACAUGGGCUUUGUACAACCUUGUAUCUGUAUAUCCAGACAAAUACUGCCCUCUUCUAAUCAAAGAAGGUGGACUCCCACUGCUGGUAGAUGUGGUCAACAUGCCAACUACACGCCAAGAAACAAAGGAUAUGGCUAGGAAAGUGCUUCAGCAUUGUGGUAAUUAUAAUGAAGAGAGCAUGGACACGUUACUAUAA